AUGUCUCGCUCCCAGAACGAGGAGUUUCAGCAAUGGUGGAACAAGCAGCGAGACAGGAACCACGACGUCCUCUACGCCGGCGACGAUGAAGCUUUCCUCACCGUUGAAAUCCGAACUCCCGCCGUUGACCGCGACAAGGAUCGGAUCCGGACCCGCACCGCCCGCCAGCUCUCCCGUCUCUACCUCCUCAAGUUCAAGCAGCUCGCCUCCUCCUUCGUCUGGAUCGCCAGCUCCUUCGUCCACCUUGUGCGAACCGCCAAUCGCCGCAUUGCCAACGACAAUCCCCCCUCCUUCUCCUCCUCCGCUAGACUCUACCGUCUAAUCAAGGGAUUCCUCGUCGUCGUCGUACUCCUCCUCUGUUUCGAGCUCGCCGCCUAUUUCAAAGGAUGGCACUUCACGCCCCCCUCCGUCGCAUCCGCCGAGGCCGCCGUGGAGGUGGCUUACGCUUGGUGGCUUGAGAUCAGGGCGUCGUACCUCGCGCCGCCGCUUCAGAGCUUGACCAAUGUGUGCAUAGUCCUCUUCCUGAUCCAAUCGGUGGACCGUCUGGUGCUUGUGCUCGGAUGCUUCUGGAUCAAGCUCCGCCGCAUUAAGCCCGUGGCAUCUAUGGAGUACCCGGUUAAACCGGUUGGAGACGGAGUCAGAUUGGAAGAUUACCCAAUGGUGCUUGUGCAGAUCCCAAUGUGUAACGAGAAGGAGGUUUACCAGCAAUCGAUUGCAGCGGUGUGUAUGCUGGACUGGCCAAGGGAGAGGAUGCUGAUACAGAUUCUUGAUGACUCAAGUGAGCUAGACGUUCAGGUGCUUAUAAAGGCGGAAGUACAGAAAUGGCAACAGAGGGGCGUUCGGAUAUUGUACAGGCACCGUCUCAUACGUACUGGUUACAAGGCUGGGAACCUUAAAGCUGCGAUGAACUGUGAAUACGUCAAAGACUACGAGUUUGUCGCCAUAUUUGAUGCCGAUUUCCAGCCGCCGGCGGAUUUCUUGAAGAAAACUGUGCCUCAUUUCAAGGGGUAUGAUGAUUUAGCCUUGGUCCAAACACGAUGGGCGUUUGUGAACAAAGACGAAAACUUGCUUACAAGACUCCAGAACAUAAACUUGUCUUUCCACUUUGAAGUCGAGCAGCAAGUUAAUGGUGUCUUUAUAAACUUCUUUGGCUUUAACGGAACUGCUGGUGUUUGGAGAAUCAAAGCCCUCGAGGAUUGUGGAGGUUGGAUGGAGCGGACAACUGUUGAAGACAUGGAUAUCGCCGUUCGUGCGCAUCUUUGUGGAUGGAAGUUCAUUUACCUGAAUGAUGUUAAGUGUCUAUGUGAACUUCCGGAGUCCUAUGAGGCAUACAAAAAACAGCAAUACCGUUGGCACUCAGGUCCAAUGCAGUUGUUCCGUUUGUGCUUCAUGGACAUUCUUCGCUCAAAGGUGAGUGUUGGCAAGAAAGCGAAUAUGAUAUUUCUCUUCUUCUUGUUACGGAAGCUUAUCCUGCCAUUCUACUCAUUCACACUCUUCUGCGUCAUUCUUCCAUUAACAAUGUUCUUCCCAGAAGCUAACUUGCCAUCUUGGGUUGUUUGCUACAUUCCCGGGAUCAUGUCCAUCUUGAACAUCAUCCCAGCCCCAAGGUCCUUCCCUUUCAUAGUCCCGUAUCUGCUCUUCGAAAACACCAUGUCGGUUACCAAAUUCGGAGCCAUGAUCUCUGGUCUGUUCAAGUUUGGAAGUUCUUACGAGUGGGUGGUCACCAAAAAGCUAGGGAGAUCCUCUGAGGCUGACCUGAUCGCAUACGCAGAGUCAGGCUCUCUGGUCGAGUCCACACCUAUCCAGAGAUCAUCCUCUGAUUCAGGUCUAACCGAGCUUAGCAAACUAGGAGCAGCGAAGAAAGCUGGGAGCACCAAAAGAAACCGUUUAUACAGAACAGAACUCGCACUGGCUUUUAUCCUCUUGGCAGCUUCGGUGAGAAGCUUGUUGUCUGCGCAAGGGAUCCACUUCUACUUCCUCUUGUUCCAAGGACUCACUUUCGUUAUUGUCGGUCUAGAUUUGAUCGGGGAACAGGUCAGUUAG
Microthlaspi erraticum is the source of this 2043-nucleotide messenger RNA. The record is from the annotation of a GenBank genome assembly. Lineage: Eukaryota; Viridiplantae; Streptophyta; Magnoliopsida; Brassicales; Brassicaceae.